Molecule: messenger RNA, 3165 nt
Organism: Macrobrachium nipponense
Lineage: Eukaryota; Metazoa; Arthropoda; Malacostraca; Decapoda; Palaemonidae
Product: zinc finger protein OZF-like
Exons: 4
Coding region: 1478-3049 (523 amino acids)
Biological process (GO): regulation of transcription by RNA polymerase II
Molecular function (GO): RNA polymerase II cis-regulatory region sequence-specific DNA binding; DNA-binding transcription factor activity, RNA polymerase II-specific
Source: RefSeq, a predicted model, not a curated record
UUUGGGGGAUGGCACUCUAUACCUACACUGAGCCAUCGAAAUUUGAAUUUAGGCUGCCAUACAUGUGGAAACGUUAGCAACAUAAUUACUGGGUAAGUAUAUACAAGACCUUAUUUUAUUAUAAAGAUAUCAUAUUUUUAGUUUAACAGUUUGGAAAUUUAACCUAUACAGAACUUGUGUUUUCAGAUUCAUACAGGGACACAGAAGACAGGAAUGGGAAAAAUUAAAUUUGUUCACACAUGUUUAGCACUGCAUUAGUCUAACAUUUGCACUGAAUUUGUAAGUGCUAAGUGUCCAAUAUCAUUGGUACUGUAUUGUGUAUAGUAAACUUCUAUGUGUUAAUGAAUAUCACUUCUCUUUGCCACAGAUAACCUGUUUUGUUAUAAACGAUCACUGAUAAUCUAUGAAGGAACAUGUUUUCUUCGUAUCGAAUUAAUUUUCUUCAAUAACAUACUCUAGUUAGGUUUGAUCAAAACAUCAAAUUCAACAUAAACCACGAACGAGAAGUCCUGAGGAGACGACGCCCAAAACGUAAACAAACCGCCAUAACCUGAAUUCAUUAUUUGCCUUAAUAAUUACCAUUAAAUUACCCAGUUCAUUAGUAAAUAAUCUAAAAUUUUAGUUAUAUUCCCAACGAUUGCUUACAAUUGUCCACCAAUUAACUUAUUAGAAUGAAUGAAAACAAGCGAAACCACUUCUAAACCAGAAUCACAAACAUAAACACUGUCAAAUAAAAGACGCCCAAAAUGUCAACAAACUGACGCCAUUGACUUCCUCAGUAGCUUAGCUGCCUAACUUCUAUUCAAACGUCUUUUAUCUUCUAUAAUAGUUGCCGUCUUAAUCAUCGAGACAAUUCAUAAUUAAGCGUAGUAGUUGAUCAAUUGCAAAUAUAACUGAUAAAUAGUGUAAUAGUGUGUGCCUAAAAGGACCGUGAGAGCCAGGAAUGAAGAGUGCAAGUGGUGUCUCGGGCUUAGCCCUAGAACGUCAAUCAGUCAAUCAUAAGUAAAUAAUUCGUGAAGCACCAAAUGCAGACUUGUUGAGAGGUCCUUGGAAAUUAAAGUUACAGUCCAUAAUUGUCGAAAAGGAACUAUUUUUUGGUCUUGUUGGAAACUUGUUAAGACUGUUGUACUUUUUAUUUUUCUAUUCUCCCUCAGAAGAACCUUCCUUCCUUCGUCAGUUUUGAUUAGCAUCAGGAUUUUGGGAAAUGUAUGUUGUUUAAUGGUACUACAUGGAACAUUACCAAUAGCAGCUCUUAAAGUGUGUGAGACAACAGUGAAUUAUUGUACAUGUAUUUAACAAAUUUAAACAAGUAAAAUUUGCUUUGAAUAUUAGAUUCAUACAUCAGCAGUGAAAUCUGGUUGUAGUCCAUCAAGAUAUUGUUCAGAUUUAUUCGGUAAUUAUUUGUAAAGAAUUCUGUGUUAAGAGUUGUGAAUUGAACACAUUGUCAUUACAGAACAGGAAAGGACAAAAGGAUAAAAUGAAUCCAGAAUAUUCUUUAGAAUUUCCUUUGAAAAGUGAAACUGAAGGUGCAUUAUCACUACCUUCCAUAUAUCAAGAAAACAGCAACUUGGCUGCCUUUAGUGGAACCAGUAAUGGAGACUUUUUGUCUCUGGAUCCAUUGAUGGACAUCAAAGUAGAAUCAGAGGAAUUCUGUGAGUCUAGUGAAGAUGAUGACUAUUCAUAUGAAAUGAAUUCAACAGUGAAUGAAAAACAUUCACAAACUUGCAAAAAGGAAGUAAAACAAGAAAGAAGGAAUAGUCACAAUGGAGAGAAGCCUUUCAGAUCAACUGAUUGUGAGAAAACAUAUUACAAAAAAAUUAAUCUUACAAAUGAUAUCACAAAUCCGACCAGAGAGAAAUUCAUAUGCUAUAACUGUGGGAAAGCAUUUUCCUUGAAACAUUAUCUUAUAGUUCAUAUGAGAAUCCAUACAGUAGAGAAGCCAUUCACGUGCAACGAAUGUGGGAAAGCAUUUUCCCGGAAAUCAAAUCUUCCACGUCAUAUGAGAUUGCAUACAGGAGAGAAGCCAUAUAUGUGCAACGAAUGUGGGAAAACAUUUUCCCAGAAACCAAGUCUUACAAGUCACAUGAGUUUACAUACUGGAGAGAAGCCAUAUAUGUGCAAAGAAUGUGGGAAAGCAUUUUUCCGCAAACCACAUCUUACAAGUCAUAUGAGAAUCCAUACAGGAGAGAAGCCAUUCAAGUGCAAAGAAUGUGGGAAAGCAUUUUCCCAGAAAUCAAGUCUUACACUUCAUAUGAGAUUGCAUACUGGAGAGAAGCCAUUUAUGUGUAAAGAAUGUGGGAAAUCAUUUUACCAGAAACCACAUCUUACAAGUCAUAUGAGAUUGCAUACUGGAGAGAAACCAUUCAGAUGCAAGGAAUGUGAUAAAGCAUUUUCCCUGAAAUCAAAUCUUACAGAUCAUAUGAAAUUGCAUACUGGAGAGAAGCCAUUCAUGUGCAAGGAAUGUGAUAAAGCAUUUUCCCAUAAAUCAAGUCUUACACUUCAUAUGAUAAGAUUUCAUACUGGAGAGAAGCCAUUCACGUGCAACGAAUGUGGGAAAUCAUUUUCCCAGAAAUCAAAUCUUACACUUCAUAUGAGAUGCCAUACUGGAGAGAAGCCAUUCACGUGCAACGAAUGUGGUAAAGCAUUUUCCCAGAAACCGGAUCUUACACGUCAUAUGAGAUGGCAUACUGGAGAGAAGCCAUUCAUGUGCAAAGAAUGUGGGAAAGCAUUUUCCCAUAAACCAGAUCUUACACGUCAUAUGAGAAUCCAUACUGGAGAGAAACCAUUCCUGUGCAAGGAAUGUGGGAAAACAUUUUCUCAGAAAUCAAAAAUCACACUUCAUAUGAGAAUCCAUACUGGAGAGAAGCCAUUUAUGUGUAAAGAAUGUGGGAAAGCAUUUGCGAGGAAAGAUGAUCUUACAAUUCAUAUGAGAAUCCAUACUGGAGAGAAGCCAUAUAUAUGCAAGGAAUGUGGGAAAGCAUUUUCCCUGAAAGGAAAUCUUACACGUCAUAUAAGGUUGCAUACUGCAGAGGAAAAAGAAACAACAUGAUAAAAUAAACCAGUUAAGGCAGAGAUCUCUCAAAUGACCAACUAUAUGACAGAUCAAUAUCACUUACAAAAUCUGCUCAAAAAAAACAAGGAAAAUAAAGAAAAAAAUACAGAAUA